GACACGGCCACGAGCUCGGGGCCAACCCAACCACCUCCCCAAUCUCUCCAACCCUUCACCAACCUCCAACCCCCUCUCCCCCCAACAGAAGACCUCACCCUGGACCCCGACUCCGCCAACCACCUGCUGAUCCUCUCGGCCGACCUCAAGAGCGUCCGCAUGGGCUGCCGGAAGCAGGAGCUGCCCGACAACCCCAAGCGCUUCGACACCAACUCGCGCGUCCUCGCCUCGCGCGGCUUCCGCUCGGGCCGCCACUACUGGGAGGUGGAGGUGGGGCCCUCGGACGGUUGGGCCUUCGGGGUGGCCCUGGAGUCGGUCAGGAGGAAAGGGUUGACCCAGUUCUCCCCCGAGGAAGGGAUCUGGGCCGUGCAGCAGAACGGGGGACGUUACUGGGCCGUGACGUCGCCGCAGCGGACGCCGCUGAGCCCCGGCAAGAAGCUGGGCAGGGUGAGGGUCUACCUGGACUACGAGGGGGAGGAGGUGUCGUUCUACGACGCCGAGAGCAUGGAGCACAUCUUCACCUUCCACGUGGCCUUCAGGGAGAGGGUGUUCCCGCUCUUCUCCGUCUGCUCCACCGUCACCUACAUCAAGUUGUGUCCCUGAGGGACCCCGACUGGAUCCCGGGAAUGAGCUGGUGGAGCCUGGUUUUG
Messenger RNA from Neopelma chrysocephalum (saffron-crested tyrant-manakin), 650 nucleotides. Its product is annotated as E3 ubiquitin-protein ligase TRIM7-like. The annotation marks the transcript as partial. Gene Ontology annotation, molecular function: protein binding. The transcript has a single exon. NCBI's taxonomy places the organism in Eukaryota, Metazoa, Chordata, Aves, Passeriformes, Pipridae. The record is from RefSeq and is a predicted model, not a curated record.